Molecule: messenger RNA, 1238 nt
Organism: Arachis stenosperma
Lineage: Eukaryota; Viridiplantae; Streptophyta; Magnoliopsida; Fabales; Fabaceae
Product: (R,S)-reticuline 7-O-methyltransferase-like
Exons: 4
Coding region: 21-1103 (360 amino acids)
Biological process (GO): methylation
Molecular function (GO): O-methyltransferase activity; protein dimerization activity; S-adenosylmethionine-dependent methyltransferase activity
Source: RefSeq, a predicted model, not a curated record
AGAAAAAAAGACAAAAUAAAAUGAUGCAGCAAGGUGUAAACAUGGAAGACAAGGAGGAGAUGGAAUCAUUGCUUGGUCAAGCUGAAAUCUGGAAGUUCAUGACCAGCUUCACAGACUCCAUGGCGCUAAAAUGCGCCGUGGAGCUCGGCAUCGCCGACAUAAUCGAGCGGCACGGCGAGUCACUGCCGUUGUGGAAGAUCGCCGAAGAAAUUGAAGACGCGGCUUCGCCUGAGAUCUCCAUGCUCCAAAGAAUAAUGAGGGUUCUUGUAAGAAGAAAGAUCUUCAGUGCUCAGCACUCGGAAAACGGAGACACAGUGUACGGAGCCACACGCGCCUCCAAGUGGAUCCUACGCGACGCAAAGAUGACAUUGGCGCCGAUGUUGCUGCUUGAGAAUCAUCCCAUUCACUUGAACCCUGCUCACUACAUUAGUCAGUGUAUCAGGGAAGGAAUGCAAAAUGGAACUGCGUUUUUCAAGUGCCAUGGCCAUGAACAAUUUGUUAUGACAGGUUUGGACCCUGAAUAUAACAGGUUGUUCAAUGAGGGUAUGGUUUGCACUGCAAGGGUUGUGUCAAAGGCUGUGAUAUCAGGCUACAAAGAUGGGUUCAAAGAGAUUAAGUCUUUGGUUGAUGUUGGAGGUGGAAUUGGAGGGUCACUCUCUGAGAUUGUGAAGGCAUUCCCACACAUCAAAGGUAUUAACUUUGAUUUGCCUCAUGUUGUUGCAACGGCACCCAUGUAUGAUGGUAUCACCCAUGUUGGUGGAGACAUGUUUGCUUCCAUUCCCCAAGCAGAUGCUAUUUACAUGAAGUGGAUUUUACAUGAUUGGAGCGACGAGCACUGCAUAAAGAUUUUGAAGAACUGCAAGAAGGCAAUAGGAGAGAGUGGGAAGGUGAUAAUUGUGGAUCAUGUUCUUAAGCCAGAAGGAAAUGAUGUGUUUGAUGACACUGGCUUUGCCUUCGACAUGAUGCUUCUUGCACACAACAGUGGCGGCAAAGAAAGGACCCAAGAAAAUUGGAACUGCCUCUUUAAGGAAACAGGCUUCCCUCGCUACAACAUCAUCAACAUCAAUGCUCUUCCAUCAAUCAUUGAGGCAUUCCCAAUCUGAUCUCAACAAAAACAUGCUUAUGUUUCUCACCAUUUCAUUCUUGUUUGUGUUAUCGUAAACAGGGUUUUGUAGUCCCAAUUUCAGUAUGGUUAAUUUUGUGUUUUUAUAAUAUGAUUUUUAAUAAUUAGUCUUUAC